Anisakis simplex (herring worm) is the source of this 348-nucleotide messenger RNA. The record is from the annotation of a GenBank genome assembly. Lineage: Eukaryota; Metazoa; Nematoda; Chromadorea; Rhabditida; Anisakidae.
AUGAAUAACGAAGAAUUAUGCAAUCGUCCAAGUACAUCGUUGUUGAACGUCGGUCAAGUGCUACGACAGCAAUCCGAUACCACUCAUAUGAGUCGACGUUUGGUGAGAAGUUCGGCAAUAUGCGAGGAGGAUCGACCGGCCACAUCCUGCAAUAUGCAUGCUGAUGAAAAGGUGACUGUUAUGAUAUUCUGUAGAAAAGGAUGGAUGUGUGCAAAAUUCUUUAUGAGGCAGCUGUCGCGUGAUGAUUUCAAUUACUGGGGAAUCGUUGUUUCAUCAUACCAGACAGAUCCAGUGCAAAGGCAAGAAUUUCGUCUGGGUCCUUCCUGCACAAUUGACUUUCUACCUUGA